Messenger RNA from Endocarpon pusillum Z07020, 4608 nucleotides. RefSeq lists its product as uncharacterized. Gene Ontology annotation, biological process: proton motive force-driven ATP synthesis. NCBI's taxonomy places the organism in Eukaryota, Fungi, Ascomycota, Eurotiomycetes, Verrucariales, Verrucariaceae. Bases 1 to 4608 code for a protein of 1535 amino acids. The transcript has 7 exons. The record is from RefSeq and is a predicted model, not a curated record.
AUGAGCUUCGUAAUCCGGAGGAGUCUCACCACUCUUGUUCCACCAAAGGUUGCAAACCCGGAGGGACUUGGAGCUGCCAAAGAUGCUGUUCGCAUGGCUAGAAUUGCGAAAUUCUACGAACGACUACCGAAAGGCCCCAUGCCUGAGAUCAAGCCUCGAGGUCUACUAGAAAGAUACCAACACAGAUACUUUGGAAAGAACCCAUCAGCUGCCCACGUUAUUCGAUUUCCAUUUCAGUACAUCUGGAGGAUUGCGCCUUUUAUUGUGAUCCUCUCCCGUCCCUACCGUAAAGCGCUCGAAGAAGCGCCCAUCCGCGACCUCCUACGUGGCCCGGAAGUUGUGCACAGAGCAGGAUCCAGCCUAGUGACCGCAACAACUCAAGCUGGCAACCCGGGUCCCUUGAUACAGGUACCCUCUCAGCCUUCUCAUAAUCCAGCUAGUCCUCUUCCUUCCAGAUCUCCGCCUGCGCUGCAAGUUGUGGUACUGGCAAACGAGUCUGACUCCGCUUUUGUGCAUUAUCCAGAUUCGAGUCUUGUUAUGGCAGAGCAGAGUGUCCACGAUGUGGUAAAUCAAACAAUGUCGGUCGGCGAUCAUUCGCCUGCCGACGCCUAUGAAGACAAAUCUACUCAUCAUUCCACUGGGGGAGAUGUCGCGGCUCUAGAGGCGAGUACAGACAACUAUGACGAAAAAAGGCCCAACCAAGAUGGUCAAAUAUUCCAGACUGAUUCAAUACACUAUCCCGUGGUUAAUGGACAAGCCAAUAGUGAACCUUCGAGCAUGGAACCAAGUCCUGCGGAUACUUUCACACAGGCAGACAGCAAUACCCAGGAUUCUGACUUCGAUGGCAACAUAUCCCGGAACCAAAGUGUGGGAGAUUUGAGCACCACAUCUGACGCCGAUAUUCGCAAAGCAGAGCCAUCGUCAGUAUUGGAGGAUGCCAAAAAUCAAGAUGUUAAUAAUGCCGCUCGAAGACCCGCCUCGUUCAAACCUGUAUCCUUUGCAAAGUAUUCAGCAGCGAAGGUUGCUGGCGUCAAUUCUGCAGCCAGAUCUGCAGCCGACAAAGUGCUGUCCUCUUCUGCCAACUCUUCUACCUCCUCACUACAGCUAGGAUCUCGCCCUCGGCUUGUUGCUAAAACCACGAGUGGACUACGCGACAACGCAGCGAAGUCAUUUAAGUCUGGGGGUAGGAAUGGUGCAGGAGGUCCUGAUCCUAUGCAAGUAUGGAAUAAGAACCGGCCCGCUCAACCUCCGUCGACCAAACACCUUACCGACGAGGAGCUCAAACAGCAGUAUGGGAUCCAUAUGACUUCGAGAAUCGAAGCAGAUGGAGAAAGUAAAGAGGCCAAAUGGGCAGAUAUUGAUGAUGAUGAAGACGAUUGGGCGCCCGAGACGAUCGAAUGGGCUGAUGGCACCAAGGUCACCCUAAAUCAUGGAAGCAACAUCCCAUUACCUCCUGGAGCGACGAACCUGGAAAAGCCUUCGGAAGAACAACCAAAAGAAACUCAGUCUGUAAGGCCCAAACCUCUACAAGCAAGCAGCUCUGUUGGCCCAAACGCUACCGUCCUAAAGCUAGGGGCAAGUGCUGAAAGGCAACAAGCUCAAAAAGCUACAAUCCUGCAGAAAGGCCCAUCAGAAAAGCCGGCGCCUUCGGCUGCGAAGAGUCCAGCACCUGUUCCUUCCAAGUCCCCAUGGGCUCCGCUUCCCCCUGUCGAGAAGGUGUCACCUAUUACCAUAAAUCCACAGCUACCAAUCCCAGCUCCGAUCCGAUACAGUCAUAUACCUCCAGGAGAUUCCUCCUCAGCUAUGGCCACAGCGACUUCACCGGCAAAGGAAAUCUCAGCGGACGACUUCAACAGGUCUUGGCGAGACUCUCAGUCCGGUCAGCCACGUGAGCUGUUCAUGCCCAACUCUGGCAGGUAUGAAGCUGUCAAUGAGAAUCGCAGAAGAGGCUCCAGGAACGACCAGAACUUCCGUGCCCCAGCGCUCCUGCAGAGACCUUCGCCAGGGGAUCAGCAUGCCCCUGCUGAGCCAUCUCCAGCAUUUCCAACUAGCCGAGUAAGCGCUGAUCAGGAACGUGGUCCAUGGAAUCGGCGACGAGGAUCGUCAAUUCAAUCUGCUGGAAGUGGUCCAUUCGGCCGUCGGAUGUCUGUAGGCAAAGGUGGCGAUGUCGCGCCAGUACCUCACGACAUAUCUCAACAACUCAGGAGCUCUUCUCAAAUGGGGCCAGUAGAUGGUGCGGCACCUUCACGUGGUGUCCAUGUUCAACAGAACAUGAACGUUCCACUGACAUCGUCAACAGCUGCACCAUCUGUGCAGGUGCCUGACAUGGCUAUUAUUGCAGAGCAGAAGCGCCUGAUGCAGGAGAGCGCUCGGCUAGCAGUACAGCGAAGACGAGAGGAAGAGCAGAAGGAAGAAGCGGCGAGGAAAGAAAGGAUACGUGUCAAGUUGGAGCAAAUGGGACCUCCACCAGAUCAAAAAGCCAAAGCUCAGGAGCAAAAGGCCGAAGUCCCACAGAAAACCGAAGAGCCAGUCAUUCAAGUAUCAUCGCCACCCAAGCCGCCGAUUCCAGAAGCCUCCGGCGAGCCCAAACAGUACGGUAUGAUGAAAGUCCAUCAUCCUGACAAUGUGAAGAAGUUCAGUCCGCCAGUCGAGAAGGUUGAGGCUUCAUUAGAUGCAAUGGUGCAAGCUGUGGAAACAUCGCCGAAGCCGGAGCCAGUGAAGGGCCCAAUUCCAGUCACAAACGGUGCCACUCCAGCUGGUGAAGCCUCCACCGAACGUCCUUCCAGCGAACCACCUCACAAUGUUUUACCACCGGGCGAGGAGAAUGUUCAGUCUUGGAAGAGCAUUCACCCGGUAAAUGAACGAAUCCCUAGUUGGAACAGCAAUCAUCAUCACUCAAGCCCAGCCACAAGCAGUCUCUGGGGCCCACCGAAUCAUGACAAAGCCUUGGGAAAUGGUACAUUCGAUCAACGUCUGACAGGACUAUCUGCUCGUGAUCUCCCAAUGCGUAGCAGUCCGCAACAACAGAGCUGGCUGCAUGGUAGACCACCAUCUCAAGAUAAAUCUCCACAAAUACCAUCCGUGCCACUUAUGCCGCAAGAGACUGUGCAUUCUGUCGUUCCGUUUCCAUCGCAUGAGCAGCGACCACUUGCUGCUAAUAGUGAGACUGAGUCUAUACCACCAAUCGGGAAGCCAGUGUCAAGGGCGCCACCGCCAGCGCAAGCUUUCAAUCAAAGAUGGCACCAGUCUUCAAACAUUGGGCCCACAGAUGACGGGGUUGUGGCGUGGAAGAAUUUUCAUGCGGUAGCGACUCGGGAAGAACGAGCAGAGAACGAGAGAUUUCAGCGCGACCUUGCAGCGGGCUUGGAGGAAGAAGCAAGGACUGGCAUCCGCAAAGCUCCUCAGUACACAUUCAAUGAAACAUGGAAGAAGGUUGAGCUUGGUGAUCAGGCAGGAGAUCGCCAAGUCACAUCUGUUGCCAAAAGCAACAUCAAUCCUUCUUUCUCCACCGGAAAUUCUUAUGGCGGCCCUGGUUCCAAUCUCAGCGUAGACCGAGCCACCAAUGGACUCCCGAUUCGUGGGUCCAGAUUCUUUCCAGCGGAGGCACGACGAGCUGUCACAUAUAGCCACCCCGGAUUUCCUCGAUCACCAUCUCCGCCUCCAGCCGAGGAGAUCGGAGGCGAUCACCCUGCCUAUGCUGGAGAUCAGAGAAGACCAGUCAUCAAUUUCCCCGUCCCGAAGGCUGUUGUCAAGCUCCCUAAACCACAACAAAAACCGACCCCUGCGCCCGCUGCACCUGCUCCACCACGCACAUUUGCUGCUGCCGCUGCAGCUCAGCCACCGCCUGCACCGCCUAAUCUGCGUGCCGUGUCGCAGCCUCUGGCCAGCACUCCCGAUUGGCAACAUCGGUUCAACGAUCUGUUUGGCAGGAAAUCAUCACCCAAGAAGCCGGUGCUCGCCGUAGCCUCAUCAACGAAAGAGCCGCUAGAUGUUGUACCGCUGAGGGUCUCGGCCGCGGUAUCCCUGCCCCCAAAAGAAGCCGACCCUCUCAAAGAUGCCGGAAAGGCCACUUCUAAAGACGUUGAGGACGAGGAAGAUCUCUUCGAGGAUCGAGAAGCUGCGUCAACACCCCUGGUACUGAUACCCAGGGACGUGCCUGAAAGUUUAUCACAUCCGGUGACUGCACCACAAUAUCGGCCAAAGGGCAGAUACUUCAAGACAGAGAUAGACCCUAUUAGUAUCACAUCACUCGAUGGAACAGAAGACUAUGGUCGUGGGGCCAAAGGUAGAGAGAUCAUCUUCUUCGUAAAUCUCCCAGGAACAGCCAAAUCAAUCAAGAAGACCAUGCCGAGGAAGGGAGGGAGUGGGUCUGUAUCGAAAGGACUCAAACCCCACAGUUACAACAAGCAUAACAAGAAGCCUCCGCCCAAGUCGCGGGAGUCUUCGGGGUCCUUCCAGAACAGCCAGCAGAACAACCGGGGCAGUAAUUCGAGAACGCCUCCGAUAGCGAAUGGUUCAGUACCAACGCCCCGCUCUGGAUUCUCCCAUCACAGUAGCAAUCACGGCUGGAGGGGCAGCCCCUUUGCUUCUGCUGGCGUUGCUCAUUGA